Messenger RNA from Lates calcarifer (barramundi perch), 5741 nucleotides. It is a transcript of the gene cc2d1b, whose product is annotated as coiled-coil and C2 domain containing 1B. Bases 181 to 2859 code for a protein of 892 amino acids. The record is from RefSeq and is a predicted model, not a curated record. The transcript has 26 exons. Gene Ontology annotation, molecular function: RNA polymerase II cis-regulatory region sequence-specific DNA binding; DNA-binding transcription repressor activity, RNA polymerase II-specific. Gene Ontology annotation, cellular component: nucleus. Gene Ontology annotation, biological process: regulation of transcription by RNA polymerase II. Lineage: Eukaryota; Metazoa; Chordata; Actinopteri; Centropomidae.
CGCUUUGCGCAUGCGUAUUGAAAACCAUUACUGUCAAACCCACAGAAAUGAAACUGUUCUUGUGAAAACUACCUGAUGAAGUGGUGAUCGCGCAGGUGUCGUUUGGAUCACUAAGAGUGUCGCUCGGGGGCUUGUCAAACUACAAGCCACAACAACAACAACAACAACAACAACAACAACAUGUUUGGUAAAAAGAAGAGAGCACCGCAGCCCAGAGGCCAGGGCGCUGCUGCAGCUAAGCAGAUGGGUCUGUUUGUAGACCUGGACCCCGAGGAGAUGAUGAUGGGCAUGGAUGAGAAUCUGGAUGACCCGGACUUGGAGGCUGAACUUGCUGCUAUCACUGGAAAUAAAGCUGCUGCCAGAGGGAGAGCCAAGCAGAGGGGGAAGAGCCCUCUGCCCAUGGAAGACAUUGCAAAAAUGGCUGACGAGUGUAUGAGAGACGUGGAUGAGGAUGAGGAUGACAAUGACGUGGAAGACGAUGAAGAUCUGUUGGCAGAGCUGCAGGAAGUGGUGGGCGAGGGGGAAACUGAGGAUAGUGCAACAGUUUCCUCCACAUCUUCUGCCGCAGCUGAAUCUCUGCAAGCCAAGACAACAGAGCCCCCACCGCCGCAGCAGCAGGAAGUGAAGGUGUCCUCGGCGGCCCCCGGCAGCCUCCAGCACACCCUGGAGGAGAGGGCGGCCAUGUACAGGACGGCCUUACAGAACGCCAAGAGCGCGGGGGAGAGCUCCAAAGCCAGGAGAUUCGAUCGCGGUUUGAAGACGUUGGAGACGAUGUUAGUUGCUGUGAAGAAGGGGAGGACUGUGAACGAGGCAGAAAUUCCUCCACCUGUUGCGACCGGAGCCCCGAGCGCCGCCCCUCGGCCCACUGUUCCAACACGACCCCCUCCGCCUGUACCCUCGCGUCCCGAAUCCGCUCCCUCAGAUCAGCAGGAGGAGUCGGAGGCCACAUCUCCGCCCGCUGUACCAGAGAUCAUCACGCCCACUGGAGAAGAGGAGCCGUCGUCCUCGUCCACCACGGCGCUCAGUCUGAGCAGCGUCCCGUCUCCAGAGGAGCAGACGGAGGAACCUGCUGACCUGCCGCAGACCAGUCAGACAGAAGCUGCGGAUGAGGCGACCAAGACGAUGCUUUUGGAGCGGCAGAGAGAAUACAAGAUGGCAGCUCUGAGGGCCAAGAAGCAGGGAGAUGUGGAGCAAGCUAAACUUCACUUCAGGACCAGCAAGAGGUUCGACGCAGUGAUCGAGGCGAUGGAGAAAGGACAAGCUGUCGACCUGAGCGGCCUUCCUCCAUCUCUAGGACAGGGUUCAGGAGGAAGCUCUGCUCCAGUGAAGGAAACCUCCUCUGGGCAAAACACACAGGUCACCCAACCGGCAGCAGCAGCUCCAGCCCCUGCAGCCUCAUCAGCCCCUGCUGCUCCCAAAGACGUGCUGGAGGCUCUCGAACAGAGAAAAGCCAAGUAUGUGGAGGCGUCCGCUCAGGCUAAAGCCAGCGGAGACGACCGCAAGGCCCGAAUGCACGACCGCAUCGCCAAGCAAUACCAGAGCGCCAUCCGAGCUCACAAAGCAGGAAAAGCGGUCAACUUUGACGAGCUGCCGGUUCCUCCUGGCUUUCCUCCGAUCCCGGGGCAGAAGGCGACAGGAGCUGAGCAGGGGUUCAUCGCUGCUCUGGAGGCAGCCGAUAAGCUCGCCUCCACUGACGCUGCUGAGGCACCAGAUGAAGAAGACGAUGAGGAGAAAGAAGAGGAGUCGAAGCCUUGUGCACCAGAGGAGCCAAAGAAACCGACGUUAGACUCCUCCGCCGCAGGUCAAGGACGGAAAAGGACUCCUUCAGCUUCACCUGACAGAUCAGCUGUGAGGGAAGAACUCUCACCAUCAGCGGUUCAGCAGCUGGAGUUUCUGGAGGGGCGGAAGAAGCAGUACAUGAAGGCGGCGCUGCAGGCGAAGCAGAAGAACGACAUGGACCAGGCCAAGGUUUUCCUCCGAACCGCCAAAGGCUUUGACCCCAUGAUCGAGGCCGCACGCAGCGGAAAGACCGUGGACAUCAGCACGGUGCCGUCGCCCCCUGGUGACGAAGAUGACGACUUCAUCCUGGUUCAUCACAGCGACGUUCAGAUCUCAGAGAAAGCCGAGCAGGUUUACACACAACUGGCCAAGAUCCUCAAAGAGCAGUACGAGAAAUGUAUGACUCACUCCAAGCAAUUCACACACCUGGGGAACGUCUCGGAAACUACAAAGUUUGAGAAGAUGGCGGAGAGUUGUAAGAAGAGUCUAGAGGUCCUGAAGCUGGCUCAGUCCAGGGGUCUGCCUCCUCCUAAACAUCACUUUGAGGAGAAAUCGUUUCACACUGUCAGGAUAUUUCCAGAGCUCAGCAGUACUGACAUGGUCAUCAUUAUCGUAAAAGGGAUGAAUCUUCCUGCACCAAGCGGAAUUCAAACAAACGAUCUGGAUGCCUACGUCAAGUUCGACUUCCCCUACCCCAGCACCGAGCAGCCUCAGAAACACAAAACAGCCGUCAUCAAGAACACUAACUCCCCAGAAUACAACCAGAGCUUCACGCUGUCAAUCAACCGUAACCACCGCGGCUUCAGGAGGGUGGUGACGUCUAAAGGCCUCAAACUGGAGCUGCUGCACAAAGGAGGUUUCCUGCGGAGCGACAAGCCGAUUGGGACGGCCCUCGUGAAGCUGGACAAACUGGAGUCACAGAGUGAAAUCAGGGAAAUCGUAGAGGUGAUGGACGGUCGUAAGCCGACAGGAGGUCGUGUUGAGGUGAAGAUCCGACUGCGGGAACCUCUGAGCGGUCAGGACAUGCAGACGAGCACAGAGCGCUGGCUGGUGAUCGACCCGUCACAGGUUCUUCUUUAGAUCCCCCUGCAACAUUAAAGACAAGUCACAAGAUACAGAUUAACAGCACUCAAUCAAAAACACUCAGAGGAGAAGGAGGUGGAGAGAGAAAGGCGGACUCAGAUUGGACUCAGACCUACACAGGUCUUUGACUAUUUAAAAAGUUUUUGCACAUUUGCAAGACACCAGAGCCCCCCUUCACACAGCGGUCCACCAGGAGGAGACAUGGAGCUGGUUUAUGGUAGGUCGGCCGGCCUCUGGCUCCGUGACAGGAACCUGGUCUGCAGUCUGAGGAGCUGCUGUGGAGCCGUGAUGCUUCAGGUAGACUUUAGGGCAACAAGGUGAACGCUCUUUAAGAGAUUUAAAUCACACUCACAGUCGCCCCCAAAAAAGUUUUCCUCUUGCAUCACUGCAGCUCCUGAAGGACGACGGCGUGUCCCUGUGCUCGUAUUGAAGGGGCUCAGUGUCGAGCUAACCUGAUCCUGCUGCCCGACAUGACUUUAGUUACUAUAUCAAAGAAUGUGUACGUAUUCCUCAUAUUAUACAGCUCUGGUAUCUAGAACUGCACCUAUGCACUAAUACCAAAGUAAUCACCGUUGCUGUAAAAUCCUGCAUAUUUGAAAUCGCCUUUAGCUGCCAAACCUGCUACAGUGGACGACACGAGAGGAUGGGACACAGAUUGUCACUUUUUUUUCCCCCACACAAUUAAUCUGCUUCUUGGUGUGAAAAAAUCAGGCAGGCGCAGCACACAUCUCACAGAUGUUUCACAGGAGUUAAGCCAAGAAAUGAUGAUAGUUAUACAAGGUAUGAUUAUACUAUAAUUAUUUUUAAGACCACACUCUUUUUUUGGCACCUUUCACUUUGAUUAAGAAGUCCUUAAACUGUGGUCACUAAACUGUACACUUAUUUAUCCUUGGCUUUAGGAUUGUUAGAUUUAAAUUUGUCUUGUUUACACUGAAUGGUACAAAUCUGAGCAAAGUCAGAAAGAAACUAAAGAGUUUCAGAGUUUGUAGGAAGCCAAGUUUUUUAUCUUAAAUAUUCAUUAUUUCACAGAUCAUGUUAAAAAGUAAUUUCUAAGUAAACACCAUCAGCUGACUCAACUCUGAAGGCGCUAUAUGUAAGUUUUUGCUAUCGCUACAUAGCUAACGUUAGCGUUAACAGCCAUUUACUUACCAGUUAAGAAGAAACGUUACAAGUUCAGCAUCAGACUUCUUUACUCACUAAGAGCUGUCUGCAGCAAUGUUUAGCUUCUAGUUGUAUCACUUCUUUUCUUCUACUGAAGUUAGCAUGCUAACCACCUAGCCCUGGCCCGUCUCGACACUUUCCGAUAGUGUCUCACUGUAGCUUCCAGACUGACCUGAAGAAGUAGUACUGCUCAGAGGGCGUAUCGUAAAUGCAAUGAUGGCUAAAACUCCCAGCGAGAACCCACAUUCUGCGGCAGAGAAAAGUUACAAAUAGCCCCUUUGAUAACAUCCUGUAGUUUUUUUUUUUUAUUAUUUAAAGAAAUAGUUUGACCUUUUAGGAAAUGCGCUCAGGUGAGAGCAUCGACAUGGCUGUUUGUGUGUUAAAUAUGAAGCUGGAGUCAGAAAACAGUUUAGCUUAGCUUAUUAAAACCCGCAGCUCUCUCCAAAGUUCAAUAAUACACCUACCAACAACUCUGAAGCUAACGGACACAUCGUAUCUCAUUUGUUUACUCCACACACGAGUGGAAUUGUUUUUUUUUUGUUGGAAGGUGUAUUAUUUUAAAAUUUGGAGUUAGCCAGGCUAGCUGUUUCCCCUUAUUUCCAGUCUUUAUGCUAAGCUAAGCUAACUGCCUUCUGCCUCCAGCUCUGUGCACAGACAUGAGCGUCUCUCAGCAAGAAAGCAAAUAAGAGAAUUUCCCAUAAUGUCAAACUUACUUCUGUAAGUGUGUGGAAAUAUUUUUUACAACUAUGCAUCAGUUCUCUCAUGCAGUGGAAACUGAAUCAUGGGAUUAAUCCCUCAGUGUUUUUAAAGGGCCAGUUCACCCAAGUUACCAAAGGAAAUUGAACAACUGGAUUAUAACACACUAUAGUUAGAAGCAGGUAUUUGUUCAUGAAGUUCACGUUUUCAGUUUAAUAAAUCUCUUAUGUUUUACAAGUACAGUGCACCUAACGUUACCUGUAGACAAACCUUUUACCUGUUAUCAUCAACACCGGUGGUGGGCUGAAGCUGAGCACUCGUCCCUCUCACGUUUUCAACACUGCUUCUCACUUUAACAUGUUGGACUGUCCACUGUAAACUACCUGCUCAGCACAAAACAGACAGAAACAGAGAAGAGCUGGUGAACACAGUGGAGAUCAUAAACUAAGAGAGAGCGAGUAAGGUAAUUAAAAUCAUCAGGUUAAUAAGAUGUGAUGCUUACAGCUUUUCUGCCGCCCCCAAACUGACCAAAAAAAUAUCUGUUAACAGCUUUAAGUGGGAAAACAGAAAAUUUGAAAAUAUUUGAGUGAACUGACCUUUUAAAGUUUGAACUACAGCAUUGUAACACAUGCUGACAAGAGAAGCCAUAACAGACAUACUGAGCCAACGCCCAUUUCCAACAGCUUUACCUCAACACUCGUCUGCAACGUUAUUCAGCUGCCAAACGUUACUGUGGUCACAACAUUUCUGUUUCUCUUCUUUGUCGACAGUUUUUAUUCUGUACAUCAUGAAUCAGUGUAACAACGUAGAAACAUUAAAACACAUUGUUACCACUCAUUUUAUUUUCUGUUGUAAUAUUCUGAUCGCCUUCGUGUUUACAAAGAUCGAUGAUGUCACGAUCUAAUUUCCAAAAAUGCUACGAAAUAAUAAUAAAAACAGAAGUAAGAACUUUUGUUUUUAAUUGUGGACUGAAUUUGUCUAUCCUGCUUAAAAAUGUACCAUUAAAAAAUACCUUGUUUUAA